AUGAUUCAGAAGAAACAGAAGCUCAGCACCAUGGGUAACCAUCUCCCAUUCGUGACUUUCUCUACUCUGGUGUAUCUCUCUCAGCUUCCUUGGGUGAGAUGUGAAGAGAACUGUGUGAAUUCUGAGCACUGUCUAACCACUGACUGGGUCCAUCUCUGGUAUAUCUGGCUGCUGGUAGUGAUUGGUGGUCUAUUCCUUCUGUGUGGCCUCACCUCAGUCUGCCUCCGAUGUUGCCUCAGCCGACAGCAGGCAGGAGAGGAGGUGGGCCCACCACCAUACGAAGUGACAGUCAUUGCCUUCGACCAUGACAGCACCCUUCAGAGCACCAUCACUUCUCUUCAGUCAGUGUUUGGACCAGCAGCCCGAAGGAUCUUUGCAGUAGCUCACUCUCACAGCCCCAUGCCAAUACCUUCAUUGUCCUCGGCCCUGGAGAUGCCCCCAGGCUAUGAGGAAGCUCUGCACAUGAGCCGCUUCACAGUGUCCAGGUGUGGGCAGAAAGCUCCUGAUCUGGCUCCAGUGCCUGAAGAGAAGCAAUUGCCCCAUGGGGAGAAGGAUGUUCCCCAACAACAUCUAGGGGACACCCCCAAUUGA
Molecule: messenger RNA, 591 nt
Organism: Dromiciops gliroides (monito del monte)
Lineage: Eukaryota; Metazoa; Chordata; Mammalia; Microbiotheria; Microbiotheriidae
Gene: TMEM52B
Product: transmembrane protein 52B
Exons: 5
Coding region: 1-591 (196 amino acids)
Source: RefSeq, a predicted model, not a curated record